Molecule: messenger RNA, 2151 nt
Organism: Papaver somniferum (opium poppy)
Lineage: Eukaryota; Viridiplantae; Streptophyta; Magnoliopsida; Ranunculales; Papaveraceae
Product: interferon-induced, double-stranded RNA-activated protein kinase-like
Exons: 3
Coding region: 804-1790 (328 amino acids)
Biological process (GO): protein phosphorylation
Molecular function (GO): ATP binding; protein kinase activity
Source: RefSeq, a predicted model, not a curated record
AUCGUUCUGCUAGGUUUUUAUCCUUUUGCAUUCACAACUGUCUUUGGUCUCUCUUUUGGCUCAGAUACGGCACCUCGGUAUUGCAUCAACCGUUAGCACAUUUUUCUAUUAAACUCCUCACUGCUACUGUGCUCUAUCCUUGUAAGUGCUAUCCUAUAAAGCACAUUUAUUAAUAUCUUUAGUCCUUAUUGUCGUCAGUUGUAAUCUAGUUGGAGUCUGUAAUUCCGCUUGCUUUUUAGUUACGCUUUUAGUAGCUUUAGUAAUAGCAUUAUUAGCGUUCUUUUAAGGGGGAGAUUAGAAAGUGCUUUUCAGAGUACUUAUAGCUACCUCCGUAAUAGCAUUUUAGUUCUAUUAGCUUUAAUCCUUCAAGGGAAAAUACUGGAUUUUAUCUUAAGACUCGAUCAAAGUUAAAGAUUCAUUGAAGUUAUGGAUCAAGCCGACAAUCAAAGGAGUAGACGAAUAUCACUUGAGAAGCUCAACACAACAUCAAGAUACAAAAACAUGACUAACAACUUCAAUCAAUUGCAUCGAGCUUUUCUUAUGGGAAGCAUUGACCGAAGGCCUUUCGAUUUUCAACACCAACAUCCGUCCUCGAUGCAACUCUGAUCCGAAGACUGUAAUUAUGCUCCCGCAUCCAGAUACUGAAGAUUUAUAGCUUACCAAUCUAAUUAUAAUUGAUGAAUCUCGGGGGUAUUCAUAUGAAGAAGAAGAAAAAACCAGAUACUGAAGAUUUAUAGCUUACCAAUCUAAUUAUAAUCGAUGAAUCUCGGGGGUAUUCAUAUGAAGAAGAAGAAAAAAAAAAGAUGAAUUUUUCAGAGAAGAGGAAGCAGAUUGUUGAAGGAGAAGAGAGUUAUUCCAAGAAGCAGAAAGGUUGGUAUUCUGUUCAAUCUAGAGUUGAACAAGAUUUCAAGGCUCCAGAAGCUCUCGGGGAAGGCUUUUAUGGCGAGGUACAAAGAGGUAGUCAUGUGUUAGAUGGGUGUAAUUACGCCAUAAAGAGAAUCCGUUUUGUUGGUUUAAUAGAUCAGCUUCUUCCUGAAGUUCAUGCAUUACCAAGGCUAAAUAAUGAAGGAAUUGUGAGAUAUUUUUCCUCUUGGGAAGAGUUUGAUGAAGUUGAUGAUAUGGAUGUUAUCAAGAUUGUGAAGUAUCCAAAGAAAAAGAAAGAUGGUGAGGAGGAAGAUUCUCCCGAAGCAGAUGAAAGGGAUGUGCUAUAUUUUGAUUCGAGGGGGGAAGAACAGCAGGAGAUCGUACAUAAGUCUCUUUACAUCCAAAUGGAAAUGUGCGAAAGACCUUUGUAUGAUGCAAUUAUGGAUGGGAUUGGGUGUGAAGAGGGUUUGGAGUACUUCAGACAGAUAUCAUCUGUUGUUGCUUACAUGCAUAGCAAGAACGUAGCCCACAGAGACUUGUCUUCUCAGAAUAUCUUCUCAUGUGAAUCAUCAAAGAUCAAAAUAGGCGAUUUUGGAAUAGCUCAUAUUAUAGGAGAGAAAGAUUUGCAUUCAGAAAGUCCUGGCAAUGAACUUUACUCAGCUCCGGAACGAUCAGAAGGUGAAGUGGAAGAUGUUACCAAGGUUGACAUGUACAGCAUGGGGAUUCUUCUUUUGGAAUUAGUCUCCAAUAUCAAAAGUGCAAUGGGCAGGAUAAAAGUGAUUCAGAACUUUAAGAAAGGUGAAGAAGUAAGCCUCUCCACAGAUUUUAAAGAAGAAGCGUUGGUGAAGGAACUUAUCAAGCUACUUACCUCCUCCAAUCCUUCGGAGCGUCCUACAGCGGAGGACUUGUGCUUGAGGUUGGCUUAGCUACUUUUUUGGAGUCUCAUGUUCUUCUACUGAGAGAUUUCUGGUAAAUUUAGGUUUCUUUCUUCUAAUGGCUCAUGUCUUUUUGCAAGCAAAUGCGAAAUUUAACAGCAUAGUUGACAGUUGCAUGAAAUCGGGUUGUUUUUGCAAGCAACAGAGAAGUAUAGCAGCAUGGUUGACAGUUGCACAAAAUAGGGUUUUGGAGAUUUUAGUACUGAGAUAUUUCUAUAUAAUUUUCUAUUCUUGAAUGGUUAAUUUAGUUUCUUUCCUGUUAUGGCUCUGGUUCAAUUUUUUCUUUCUACCGAGUUAAACUUAAAAGUGUCAUCUUGGAGAGAAACUGCACUGAGAACAUUUAACACCGAAG